AUGGAUGCCCAGUACCCCUUCGCCUCCCGUGACGAUAUCUGGCGCGUCUUUGAUCAGCUUAAGGAGCUGCAUGGAGAACAGCUUGAGCAGGGUGUGAGGAUUGCCAAACUCGAGAGAAGGCGCGAGGAGGAUGCGAAGCUGAAGAGUGUCUGGAAUGGUCCUCUCUCGCCGUAUCCUAUUCCCAUUGGCGGUCCUAUUCCAACAGAUCCUAGCUUCAACUCCCCUCCCGAGCAUUUCAAGGGCUUUGACCAGGAACCUCCCCACGCCAUGACUGGCUCCUCGAUGGGCGGUCUUGAUGGAGAGUAUGAGCCGCGCCGGGGUGCCUCGCGUGCUAAUAGCGUCCGCUUCGAUGAGAGCGCCAACCACGGAUACAUCGGGCAAGCCAAUCGGUCCAGUACGGAACUUCCGCUGCGCACUGGCAGUGGCUUGGGUAGUCACCCAUUGACUGAGCGCUCUCUAUCUCACCGCUCAGAUGCUCGACUGAGCUCCUCGGCAGUGUCGGUGCAUUCUACCCGGACCAACAGCUUGCGCCUCGACACCAGUAGCCGGGUGAUCAACUCUUCUUUCAGCGCGUCGCCCCUCACUCCACCUCCGGGCCUGUUCCUGCUUGGCCCCGUUCCUUCCAUCAUCCGGUGCUGGCUGACAACCGACUACACCAAUGACUCCCUCCUCUACGCGGCACUUUGCUCGGGCUCUUUCGUCUCGUCCCUCGGAUCCUCCAUGAUCCGCAAGCUUGACCUGGAGGACCAGGUAGUUCGCGACGCAGAUGGGCGUUCUUCCAUUAAGCUGGUUCUCUACCUCCCCGAAGCCAGCAUCUACCACGCUUCGUCGCACUCUACCAGUCCCACCCCGCAGCUUCCGGCCCUGACCGUCCGCUUCCUGGUACGAGAGACAACCCCAGAGGAUGAGACUAUUCAGAUUAUCCUGGGCAGCGACCUGAUGCGGUCUCACAAUGCGGAUAUCCUGUUCUCCCAGGAUAAGGUGAUUAUGUGUGACGAUGACCGCAACCGUGUUUUCGUUCCCCUCGUGCGCCCCGAGAAGGACUGGGUCUACAAGUUCCUGCAUACCGCUCCGAACACCGCCCACCCCCAGUUCCCUCAAAAGUCCCUCGUCACCGACACCGUCGGGGUGAUCGGUGAGCCCGCCUGCAGUGCGCAGAGGUCCACUUCUGCGCCUGUCUCUGCCCGUGCGUCCGUUGGAGAAGUAGACGCCGCGAAGAAGCCGCGCCUACAGGAGACCGACGCCAGCGUGGCGGCCACUGGGGGAGCCGUGGUGGCCCGCGCCGCGAACCACGAAUUGCCGGCCAAGCCGGAGAGUGCGGCUGCCUGGGGAACCUGGCGCCGCCAGCCCAAGCCCGAGCCGAGCGAGAACAAGGCCAAACCUCGCUCGAUGACUGUUCUCAAGCCCUCGAAGAUGGCGGGCCGGAGCUCUGGCCUGGCGACUUCAUCUACUGUUGUCCCUGGCCAAGUUCUGGUUCGUUCAUCUUCCGCCGGCUCGGGUAAGGGCUCGGGUGCAAACACCUUUGGCGGUGGCUCGGCUUUCCCUUGGCUGAAGGUAGGCACUGAGGCCAAGGGCGAUAAGAAGUGA
This is a messenger RNA of Penicillium subrubescens, 1587 nucleotides long. RefSeq lists its product as uncharacterized. NCBI's taxonomy places the organism in Eukaryota, Fungi, Ascomycota, Eurotiomycetes, Eurotiales, Aspergillaceae. Bases 1 to 1587 code for a protein of 528 amino acids. The transcript has 2 exons. The record is from RefSeq and is a predicted model, not a curated record.